Messenger RNA from Leucoraja erinaceus (little skate), 7349 nucleotides. RefSeq names its product exostosin-1-like. Gene Ontology annotation, cellular component: membrane. Gene Ontology annotation, molecular function: glycosyltransferase activity. Lineage: Eukaryota; Metazoa; Chordata; Chondrichthyes; Rajiformes; Rajidae. The coding region runs from base 1899 to 4139 and encodes 746 amino acids. The record is from RefSeq and is a predicted model, not a curated record. The transcript has 11 exons.
AUUUUAAAGUUUUAUAACAGGUUGUGUCUUGUUUCAGCACAGAAUUCACAUGCAUCACUGAGGGAAAAAUAAUAACAUUAAAAUUCCAAGCACUUGGCCUGAAUGGACGUAACAAGUUUUUAUUGAUAUUUUAUUGAUAUUGGGACGGGAAACCACACAGCAUGAAGGUGUGGAGACGUUCUCCUCCGUUCAAUCGAUGCCAAAGUGUUCCACACCAGUAUGCCCCAUGCAGACUUUGGAGAUUAGGAUUUAUAACAUCACUCCCUCAGAGACAAAUCGAUAAGGGGGACACGUUACCGUCCAGGAAAAGGACGUCUCACUCCUUUCAGCUAAUGUUAAAAUUAAAUCGAAAGGAAGCGUAUCACUGCAGUAAAAUAAUUUAAUCAAUGAAACUCUAUUAAAGCAGGAAUGAAACUAAACACCAACCACGAAUGAUCUGGCAUCUGCAGUUCUUUGUGUCUACAAUAACAGUGAACAUCUUACUGGAUCUCCUCCAUUGUCAGAGUGAAGUUAAACGCAAAUUGGAGGAAUAGCAUUUCACGUUUCGCUUGGGCAGCAUACAGCCCAGUGAUAUGAAAAUUGAUAUCUCUAACUUCAGGUAGCCCCCGGCAUUCCCUCUCUCUCUAUCCCUCCCCCACCCAAGUCGCACUACCAGAUUCUCAUUUUCACCCAACAAACAGCUGACAAUGGCCUGUUUCCUUUAUAUCGUUACUUUUUUGCAUAUCUUUCAUUCAUUGUUCUUAAUCUCUCCACAUAACCGUCUACAUCUCUCGUUUCCCCUAUUCCCUUAUUCUUAUCCAGGCUGAAGAAAUGUCUCGACCCGAAACGUCACCGGUUCCUCUCCAGAGAUGCUGCCUGUCCCGCUGAGUUACUCCAGCUUUUUGUGUCUAUCUUCGGUUUGAAGCAGCAUCUGCUGUUCAUUCUUACACUUUACUUUAAAUAGAUUGCAUCAGAAACUGCAAACCUAUGCAUGUUUUACGAUAGGGUUUUUGGCAUAAAGUAUUAACAAAGAGGUAACGUGGUUUGGGUUUGCAGCGCUGGUGAGACCUGUGUGAGUCAGGCAUGGGCGUCACGAUUUCCUCUCCUCUCCUCUCCCCUCCCCGCAACAGUGCAGUGCAAGCGCUCGCCAUGAAUGGGCUUUCCCAGGGCUGCGCCGAUUGGAGCGGGCGGCCGAGGAAGUGACGCGGCGAUGAGUGUAGCGGGGGAUUGAGGUCGUAUAUGCUAAGAUAUAUGUGGGUGUUAGGGCGAGGAUGGGAGCGGCGGUGAGGCUCUGCUGCAGUUCACACGCAGCUUUCUGCGCUCUCGAAGGGAAGCAACCUUCGCGUUAACCCGGGGAAGACGACGACGAGGCUGAGGAGAAGAAGGGGGAGCGUUUCCAUUUGCAUUAUUUCCUCUGCUCUCUGUUUCCCACCCGGUGCAUCUGCAGCUCACGCCGGGACUGCGCGAGGACCAGAGAGAGGGGCGCGAGCGCCGGGACCGCGAGGCGCGGGCACUGGGGGAGGGAGGCGCGAGCAGAGAUCGCCGGGCGACGGACGGUUGGCGGCCGAGCGCGAGCGCGAGCGGCUUCCAUGGGCUGCGAGAAGGUGGCGGCCCCUCGCCGCUGAGAGCGCCGCCACCGCCACCGCCACCACCCACCCCAUCCCAUCCCUCUCUCCCUCUCUCAAUGCCGCACAGGAGGAGAUAGCGGCGGCGAAGAACAACGGUUGUUUUAAAAAUCGCCCACAUGCUCUGGAAUAAGAGGAUCUGGGGAAAGCAGAGAGUGUUGAAGUUUUCUCAAUCAGUGUGCGGCUGUGUGUCGGGGGGAAGAUGGCGGACUGGAGGUGAUCGCAGAGGGCCGGGCUCGCAGUUAUCCUCUUCUCCCGGUGCUGCUGGGCGACGAGCCUUCUGCCGUCGGACACAUGCAGGCCAAAAAGCGUUACCUUCUGCUUGCAGCCGGCGCCUGUGUGCUGUUACUCGGCUACCUGGCUGGGAGGCGUUUCGGGCAGCUGCCCCCGAGUAGGACGCAGAGCCGGCGUGGGGCGACGGAGCCGGACUCGCUGGCGGUCCGCGGCGGCUGGCGGGAGAGGGCCGACCCGCUGCAGACCUUCUGGGUGGGCGGCGAGCAGCAGGAGAACAGGGAAUACGCGCAGCGCGGCUCACCCCCCCAGCAGAAGAGGGAGAUCAGCAGAAGCGUGUACAAGGGCAAAAAAUGCCGCAUGCUCUCCUGCUUCGACUUCUCCCAGUGCCACAGGAACGGUUUCAAGGUCUACAUCUACCCGCAACAGAAAGGAGAAAAGAUGUCCGAAAGUUAUCAGAACAUAUUGGCAGCCAUCGAGAGCUCCAAGUUUUACACUUCGGACCCGAGGCAGGCUUGUCUAUUCGUUCUCAGUUUAGACACCUUAGACCGGGAUCAGCUUUCGCCUCAGUACGUGCACAACCUGAAAAGCAAAGUUCAGAGUCUGCACUUGUGGAACAAUGGCAGGAACCAUUUGAUUUUUAAUCUUUAUUCCGGAACCUGGCCCGAUUACACCGAGGACUUGGGCUUUGACAUCGGCCAGGCAAUGUUAGCCAAAGCCAGCAUCAGCACUGACAAUUUCAGGAGUAAUUUUGAUGUUUCUAUACCGCUGUUUUCGAAAGAUCACCCAAGGACUGGAGGAGAGAAGGGUUACAUGCUUUUCAAGAAUAUCCCUCCCCUGACAAAGUACCUGCUAGUAUUUAAAGGGAAAAGGUAUUUGACUGGGAUAGGCUCUGACACCAGGAAUGCCUUGCACCAUGUCCAUAAUGCUGAAGACAUUAUCCUCUUAACCACUUGUAAACAUGGAAAAGACUGGCAGAAACAUAAGGACGCCCGUUGUGACCAGGACAACGAUGAGUAUGAAAGGUAUGAUUAUCGUGAACUAUUGCACAAUUCCACCUUCUGUUUGGUUCCCAGGGGUCGUAGACUGGGAUCUUUCCGAUUUCUGGAGGCUUUGCAGGCUGCAUGUAUUCCAGUGAUGUUAAGUAAUGGCUGGGAACUACCAUUUUCAGAAGUUAUUGACUGGAAUCAAGCUGUUGUCAUUGGAGAUGAAAGGUUGCUGCUGCAGAUUCCUUCUACUGUAAGAUCUAUUAAUCAGAACAAAAUCUUAGCACUUAGGCAGCAGACACAGUUCCUAUGGGAUGCUUAUUUUUCUUCAGUCGAGAGGAUAGUGUUGACCACAUUAGAAAUAAUUCAAGACAGAGUUUUUAACCAUAUGUCUCGCAAUGGCUUAAUGUGGAAUAAACCUCCAGGGGCAUUAUUCAGUCAGCCACAGUAUUCAGCACAUUUAGGAGAUUUUCCUUUUUAUUAUUCUUAUCUAGGUACAUCGCCUUCAACCAAGUUUACUGCCGUUAUCCAUGCAGUGACUCCGCUGGUUUCGCAGUCACAGCCAAUAUUAAAACUUCUGCUGGCAGUAGCUAAGAGUCAAUAUUGUGCACAGGUUAUUGUGUUAUGGAACUGUGACAAACCUUUACCAGCCAAACACCGUUGGCCCUCCACUGCUGUACCUGUACUGGUAAUUGAAGGAGAAAAUAAAGUUAUGAGCAGCCGUUUUCUUCCAUAUGAUGCAAUUCAUACACAUGCAGUUCUUAGCCUUGAUGAAGAUACUGUUCUUUCCACUACGGAGGUAGAUUUUGCCUUCACUGUGUGGCAAAGUUUCCCUGAGAGAAUUGUGGGAUACCCAGCUCGCAGUCAUUUCUGGGACAACACAAAGGAAAGAUGGGGUUACACAUCUAAAUGGACGAAUGAUUACUCCAUGGUCUUAACAGGUGCUGCAAUCUAUCACAGGUACUAUCAUUAUCUGUACACUCAUUACUUGCCUGCCAGUUUAAAGAACAUGGUGGACCAAAUGGCCAACUGUGAAGAUAUUCUGAUGAACUUCUUGGUGUCAGCAGUCUCCAAGCUGCCACCUAUUAAAGUAACUCAGAAAAAGCAGUACAAAGAGACAAUGAUGCAGCAGUCGUCCAGAACUUCCAGAUGGGCUGAUCCUGACCACUUUGCUCAACGGCAAACAUGCAUGAAUACUUUUGCAAGUUGGUUUGGAUUUAUGCCUUUGACCCACUCCCAGAUGAGACUAGACCCAGUUCUCUUCAAAGAUCAGGUGUCCAUAUUGCGAAAAAAGUAUCGGGAAAUUGAGCGACUCUAAGAAGCACAAAGCCAUUUCUUGUUGGACUGUGUUGGGAUUAAAGCCAUCCUCGGCUCAACAGGUAGCAAUCUGCACAAGGUAACUCUUGACUGUUGCCCUUCGAUGAAUCUGACGUACUCUUCCGACCCACAGAUAACUGUUAGCUUAUUGACUAAGUAUGAUCUGUGCAACAAAUAGAAUAUAACUUUAUCAUUUUAUCAAUCGGAGAGAUGGGAUUGAUAUCCUAUUAUGAGGAGUAUAUAUCAAAAGAAUCAUGAACAUAUAGUGAAGAUCAAUGAUUUUUUUUCAUCAGCACUGUGAAAAUCAAAGUGAAACACAAAUACUAUUCAAUUGUUCGGAAUAGUGUCUUAAAUUUUGGCCUGGACAUAAGGCCAACUAAAUACCACUUAAGCCAAGUAUGUAUUAGGAAAAGCAAACAAUGUUUGGAAUGAGUGGCCAUCAGGCUUGUAUAGGAAUGGACAACAGGGCAUUCAUGACUAAUGAGCAUGUAAUUGGGUUUCACCAAUAAUGACUGCCAUGUUAACUAUUAGCAUGCAAAAAAAAUUAUUUCAAAAAUUAUGCAUAUACACUAUCCACUACAGGAUACCCUUUACUGGUAUGUAGGAGAUCGGAGUUCCUCAGCAGUUCAGGGUGAUCUGCCACACAAAUACGGAUUGCUGGUUGAAAUGUGUGCAAAUGCCUGCAUGUUAACAUGCCUUACAGGUGAUGUGCUGUAUGGCUUUUAUAAGGUCAAUAGGCUGACCUCUGGAAUUAAAACAUUGGCUUUGCGUAUUUUAAAAUGAAUGGCACAUAUGGUGCUCAAGCAAGGGAUACCCCCUUGUUUCUAUAUAAAGUUCUAUUUUUUAAAUGGCAAGGCUAUGUUAGCCUUUGCUCACAGGUACUUGAAUGUCUGAAGACUUGAAGGAGUGUUGAGCGUGUGGCCUUUUAAUCACUUUAUUUUGGUUAAUAAUGGUUCAACCUAGUUUUUAUAUAUGUAAAUCACUUAUUUUAAAUAGAAAUUCCAGUUCAUCUUGUGUGCUGAAUCUCCGAUCAACAUUGUCACUUCAUAAUUAAAGGUGUGAAAAUGGGCCUUGUUACAAUGUACGUAAUCUUGUAUAUUUAUUUUGACAAUUGUGUAUAGUGUACGGUUACAAACUGACAAAGCAAUGUGGGAAUAAUUAGAUGGAUAACUGUAAAGCAAAACAAAAAUAUUUUGUAUAAGAUGUACAUUUGAGGUUUUCUAACAUUUCCAAUGUUUUCGUAGUGUAUCAUUGCUUUAUAUAUUAAAAAAAAAAAUUCCCAACUGGUUGGAAUGACAUGACUACACAUUAAUGGGAUUAAACCUACAAAGGAGUGGAAAGAAUACAAAGCCAUAUAUGUGAUUUACUGAAUUAGUUUGCAUAACAUGGUAGCUCCAUCAAAGAUAGCCGUUGUAUAGAUAGUAUCGCCAAAGACUUGUCUAUUUGUUGUGCAGGUGCUUUCAUUAAUUUAAUUGUAUUUUUAGAGCCAUUUGUAAGUAUGUUUGUACCAUUGAGCAUAUCUUAGAAUGGAUUUUUGUUUUGUCACUACAUUUCUGCUGCUUCCGUUUGUUUUUUUUAUACCUUGGGAGCAUUUGCACACUUCUUACUAGCUGCCAUUCUUUGUCUAAAUUUACCAUUGUACACUGGUGUAAUGUCACAACUGUUACUGGUUCUGGUGAGAAUUCACAUGCUGAACUGCUGUAAUCCACAUUUGUAAUUUUAUUUUCCCGACGUGAUCUCCUCGUCAGUUGAUCCAUGGAAUUACUGUGCAGUCUUUUUUUAAACUUUUGGGACUGAUUUAGAAGCGAGGUGCUAGCUAAAGGGGUUACUGCAAUAAAAUUUAUAAACAGAGCAGAGUUUAAAGUUGCUAAAGAAAAGCUUAGUCAAAAAUUGAGGGAAAAUAAAUCUGCUUUAGAUGUUGAGCCCCAGGAUCAAUGUACUUGUUACCUUUUAACUAUCAAAGUUUUUAAAUUAUUUACUGUGCAUUUUCUCCAAAUUUUCAAUUACGAGUGACUGCGGUAUAAAGUCAUACGCAUUUGAAGAAAUUCCAGAAAAUUAAUCAUUUUUAAAACUAGUGCUGAAACUAAUUUUUAUUUGAAAGCAGUAGAUUAAAUGACUCAAAUCUUAAACUUAGGUUUAGAAUGUUAUGCUACUGCGUUUAAGGAGUGAAUGUUCAUCAGCAUACCUGUUAAAGUGGGUUGAUGUUGCUAUGACUAAGUUUUGAAUAAAUUCUUUGUGAAAAAAUAUUCAAAUAUUAAAACAAAAUACUUGCAUUUACGUAGGGUUUACUCAUCACUUUGUGGAUAUCCUACAGUGCUUUUAAAGUACUUUUGAAAUAUAAUCAAUUUGCACACAUCAAGCUUUCAAAAACAGCUUUGUGUUAAUCACCAGAUAAACUGUUUUUGUAAUUAGGAGUGAGGAAAAAAUAAGUGCCGUGGAUUUUUUAAUAUCAGCACGGACUUGUAGGGCCGAGAUGGCCUGUUUCCGUGCUGUAAUUGUUAUAUGGUUGUUAUAUGGUUAUAUCCACCCCACCUUUUAAAUGUUAAAAUAUGAACAAAUAAAUGACUUCCUCCAGUCAUUGUAGAAGGAUUAAAUUUUAAGCUCUGGUGGUGGGCUGUGGAUUUAAAAAAAAAUGAUUGCUUAAAUUUGCUCUGAACUGCAGGCAAACGUUCAGUCUUGAACCUGAAUCAUUAAAGAAUGUGCACAGAAAGCUGAAAUUGUAUCUCUCUCUGAAGCCGCUCCAGUUACACAAAAGAUAUUUGAAAUUUACAUAGGACAGACAGAAAACAUUUCUGUAAACCUUGGGUCCACUCCUGUCCUGUUUUCACAUCUAACCUUGAGACAGAAUAGGAUGUAUCAGGGAGAUUCAGAAUGUUAUGUUUCUCUUCCCUAAGAUGCCGCAUUUGCUUUGGGAGCACUGGGAUCAUGAUUAAGUGAUGUAUUGACAUUCCUGGAUAGUUCUCCAUACAGUCUCAAGGGUACAGGCUCUAAAACUGCAUUUUUAUUUGUUUAUUACUUUUGCCUCUUGAUGAGUUUGCACCACACUUGACCUAUUCCAUUAUCCCUGGAAACCCAUCAUGCCCAAUGUUUCCAGCUCUGUAAUUAGUAUUGUGUUGGUUCAUUUCAUAUACAUAAAUGAUUUUUUUUUAACUUAGAUAAAUGGAAAUUUUGUAAGAUUUUUUUUGUUAAAAAUAAAUGAUAUUUGAUAAUA